AUGACACGGACAGACGAGUCCGCCGCACACUACCUUCUCCAGUACAUCACGAUUCGCUUCUCCGACAAAAUGUACGGCUGCGAUGAAUACUUCGACGAACACUUCGACGACAAACUCAUUGGUCGCAUCUACCGACUCCGCAAUGACCCGAGUCGCAUGUUCUCCGUCUGCCUAUCGCCCCCUCCGUCAUCGAAGUUGUAUCUUACCUCGGAUCAGUACAAGUGGAAGAUGAGAGUACUGCCACCGCAGAAGAACGAUCAGAUGCUGCAAGUCAUCAAGAAGACGAUCACCGAGCUGAACAAGCAAUAUAUGCUCUUUUUGCGCAUCGGUCUACAAGUCUCGCACUUGACGAUGAGUCCUCCGCUGUGGCCCCGUCAUUCAGAGGAGUACUCCACGAAGCUGUACGCUUUCAAAGAAAAGGACCGAGAGUUUCCGAUGGCUGUUGAGGCAACACUAUCUAGAGGCUGUCGCCGUUUGACCGCGGAUACCAUUCUGGUACGAAAGAAAGACGACAUGAACGGGCCUAAACCUGGCAUGCCGCUGAAGACGUGGCUUCUGUCCCUGGUCAAUUCUCGGAAUAGCCUGGGUGAAGCUGGUUGGCGGCUUCAGCGGGGGUGGUGGGCUUCGAACGGUCAGAACUUCCCUAUCAUGGCUUUGCCUGCCGAGAUACGUUGUGAGAUUCUCCGGCAAGUCUUGAGUGGCAACAUCUAUCCCGUCGCCAAAGAAAACCCGAAUGUGUCGGGACCUGUAGUCUUUUUGGGAUCCAAGCGCGGGAAUAUUCCUAUAUCUCAUUGGCCAGAAGCCCCACCGGCUUCCCGGCCAGAUCCACCCAACUAUGCCAUCCUUCGAGCCAACAAACAGAUCCACGACAAGGCUCUGAAAGCGGCGUGGGAGGGUACAACAAAACGCUUUGCCGAUGGACUUUGGCUGGAGAAAGUGCUCGAGGCACCAAUUGCCCCAUCAAGUAUCGCUGGCUCACUCAUAUCCAACUCUCCAUGA
Molecule: messenger RNA, 999 nt
Organism: Alternaria incomplexa
Lineage: Eukaryota; Fungi; Ascomycota; Dothideomycetes; Pleosporales; Pleosporaceae
Exons: 2
Coding region: 1-999 (332 amino acids)
Source: RefSeq, a predicted model, not a curated record